This is a messenger RNA of Hirundo rustica (Barn swallow), 4308 nucleotides long. It is a transcript of the gene RRBP1, whose product is annotated as ribosome binding protein 1. Lineage: Eukaryota; Metazoa; Chordata; Aves; Passeriformes; Hirundinidae. The coding region runs from base 1068 to 3818 and encodes 916 amino acids. The transcript has 22 exons. Gene Ontology annotation, biological process: protein transport. Gene Ontology annotation, cellular component: endoplasmic reticulum membrane. The record is from RefSeq and is a predicted model, not a curated record.
GGGCGGGACGCGGCGGCCGAGCCCGGCGAGACAGCGGCGAAAAGUGCCACGACUCCAUACGGGCGCGACGGCGAGGAGGGACCGCGACCCCGCACGGCCUCUCCCUCCCUCCUCAACCCACAACCUUUUAGAGAGGAAAUUCGAUAAUGUCAACAGUUAAGCAUGGGCACGAGAACUCCUGGUAGAUGAGGACUUUCUGCAUUUUGCUUGUUCUGUUUUGAUUGACAAUGAUGAGGAACCACAGCCAUGGCAACUCCUGGAAAGUGUCCCUUCCCAGAUUCCAGGGGAUUCUAUCUUCCAGCAACUAGGGGAUUGUGAGCCACCUCAGAGCCACAUGGAAGUGAUGCCCUGGUAGAUGAAACACGUGGAUGGGCCAGCAAAAAUUUCCUUUAAACCAGUACAGGUUCAAAUAGCCAUUAAGAGGAGUGGAGAUACCAGCAUCUUUCCCCAGGUGUGGCUGAACCCUGCUUGCCAGACCUCAGAGCAGGCAGUGUCGUCUCUACUGCUGCUCAGCAGCACUGUACAGCUGGCAAAGAGAAGAGGGAAGGGCUGCUGCAAAGCUUUCUCCUCCCAGGGUGAUAUUUUAUUCCAAAGAUGACACCUGGAUAUGCAUCUGGGUGCAGUGAAAAAGCCAGGUGCUCCAGAAAAAGCCCAGAUUUUGGCCAGCCUGCUCCUAGAAGUCUGAAAGUGGGCUCUCCUACUGCUGCAGGUAUGGCUUAGGGUCAUACAAAACUACCCCAUUGGACAUGGAAUGAGGCUUGUGGCUGCAUCUCUGAUUGCAUCCCUGUUUUUUAAUUCCUUCUCUUCAGUUUUGGAGAUGAAAUUGAGUCACUGAGGUACAACUGGACCCCUGUGUAUGGGCAUUGUAGCAGAAGAGCACAAACUUGGAGGUGUGCAGGCAGGUCUACCUGAGCCGUGUGAAUCUGGAGCGUUCCUCUUCCCAGUGCAUUAGAAGGCACAGAUGCCCAUGUGAAGAUACUGCUCAGAAAAGCCAUUGCAUUUCUUUCCUCCCCUCCUGCCCCUAACUGUUGUCCUGGUGUCUUGCAGGCACAGAAGAGUGAGGCAGGAUGGAUGUGUACGACCCUCAGAUGCUGGGUGUUAUGGUCUUCGGAGGCUUCAUGGUGAUCUCAGCCAUUGGGAUCUUCCUGGUGUCCACCUUCUCCAUGAAGGAGACAUCUUAUGAGGAAGCCUUGGCGAAGCAACGCAAGGAGCUUGAGAAGACCCAGCAGCAGAAAUUAGAGAGAAAGAAGAAAGAGAAACCAGCUGAGAAAAGAGGAAAAGCAAAGAAAAAGGAAGAGAAACUGAAUGGAAAGAUCCCAGAGCAGCAGCUUACUCGGGAAGUGAUGGACCCUCCCAAGGAGGUGGUUCCUGAGCCUGCUGUGGUGCCUGAGCCUGUAACAGUUGAGACUCCAAUUGUAGCAUUUGUUCCCCAGGAAAAGGAGAAACCUGUUCCAUCACCUAAGGAGAGGAGGAAGAAGGAGAAGAAGGUGGCAAAGGUAGAGCCUGCUCCUAGCCCGGUGUUGGCUCCACCCCCUGUCAGUGUCCCCAAAAGUUCUCCCAUCCGGGAGGUGGCCCCUAAGGAGGUGCCUGUUGUGGCAGUGCCCCCAGUUGGCACUCAGCAAAGUGCUCCAGUCAUCAGCUCUGUCACUGUCAAGAAAACAGAGGCUCUUCCAGCCCAGGAGGAUCAGAAGCAUGAUGGCCCUGCCAAGAAAAAGGCUGCAUCCAAGAAGAAGAGUGAGCCAGCACCUAUGGAUUCGGAUGGAGCCCUGUACCUGCCCUACAAGGCACUUGUGUCCACAGUCAGCAGCAUGGUGUUCAGUGAGGGGGAGGCCCAGCAGCUCAUCGAGAUCCUGACAGAGAAAGCAGGAAUCAUCCAGGACACCUGGCACACGGCCAUGCAGAAGGGUGACCCACUUGCUGUCCUGAAACGCCAGCUGGAGGAGAAGGAGAGGCAGCUCUCUGCUGAGCAGGAGGAUGCAGCUGCUGCCAGGAACAAACUGCGGGAGCUGAGCAAGGAGCUGGCAGCUGAGCGGACCAAGGCCGUGGCCAUGGAGGGCAAGCUGAAGGAGCAGCUGCUGACCCGUGAGCGGGAGAUCGUGGCAGUGCAGGCACGGAUGCAGGCCAGCUACCAGGACCACAUCAGUGAGACCCAGCAGCUCCAAGGCAAAAUCCGGACCCUGCAGGAACAGCUGGAGAACGGCCCCAACACACAACUGGCUCGCCUGCAGCAGGAGAACUCCAUCCUGAGGGAUGCCCUCAACCAGGCUACCAGCCAGAUGGAAAGCAAGCAAAAUGCUGAGCUGGCCAAGUUGAGGCAGGAGUGCAGCAAGCUGAUGAAAGAGCUGUCUGAGAAGUCGGAGGUGCUGCAGCAAGAGGAGCAGCAGAGGAGGAGCUGGGAGAUCAAAACGGCAGCCUCGGAGAAGCGAAUUGAACAGCUGCAGGCUUACCAACGGGAGGCAGAGGUGAUGCUGCAGAAGAGGCUGGAUGAGGUCAGCGAGGAGCUCCGCAAAACCCAGAGCAGCUACAAGAGCCUGUUGGCAGAUGCAGAAAAGACCAAAGGGCAGCAGCAGAGCAUUGCUGAACUGCAAGCCAAGCUGCUGAGCUCUGAGGCAGAGGUUAAAAGUAAGCUGCUGGAGUUGGACAGUGUGAAAGGGAAACUGCAGGAUGCCAUCUUGGAGAAUACAAAGCUUCUGGAGAGGAUCAAGUCCAUCGAAGCUCUGCUGGAGGCAGGGCAGAUGCGGGAGGCAGAAAAAGGCAGAGACCUGCAGGCAGCUAAUGAAGCAGAAAUGAAGCAGCUGCAGUCAAGACUCCAGGAGAAGACAAACCAGCUCUCAGCCUUGGAAAGGGAAGCCACACAGCUGCGGGAGGCAGUGGAGCAACAGAAGGUGAAAAACAACGAUCUUAGGGAAAAGAACUGGAAGGCAAUGGAAGCACUGACCACAGUGGAGAAGGCAUGUGAGGAAAAACUACUUGCUGCUACGAAAGCAAAGGAAGAGCUGGCCCAACAGCUGGACGCACUCCAGACGCGAACCAAGCAGAUGCUGCUCUCUGCCUUCCCGGGAGUCACUGUGUCCUCACAGCAGGAUUAUGACAGAUGGCUACAGGAGUUUAAGGAGAAGAUCGUGGGUGUGCUAAAGCAGCAGAUGGUCACAAGAGAGCCACUCGAUUCAGCUCUUAAAUUAAAAGAGGCAGAGGAAGUGCAAAGCACUUUACAAGCAGAAUGUGAGCAGUACAGAACAAUCCUUGCAGAGACAGAAGGGAUGCUGCAAAAUCUGCAGAAGAGCGUGGAGGAGGAGGAGCAGGUGUGGAAGGCAAAGCUCACAGCCUCUGAAGAGGAGCUCCAAAAGUCACACCUGCAGCUGAAAUCCCUGGAAGGCAUGGUGGAGAAGUUGAAAGCAGAUCUGCAGAGCACAGAUCAGCUAAAGGAAUACACCUCUCUUCUGGAAACACAACUGGAAAAUCACUUGGAGACAGCCAGCUCUGAGCGCCAGAACUACACAAAAGAAGUUGGAGCUUUGAGGCAGCUCUUGUCAGAGUCCCAGGAGCAGCUGGAGGCAGCAAAGACUGAAACACAGAAGCAGAGCAAGGAGCUCACCCUGUUGAAAACUCAGCUGGAGCAGAACGAAACACUGGCAGAGAAGGAGCAAAUGCUGCGGCAAAAGCUGGCACGGGAGCUGGAGGAGGCCCAGAGCUUAGCACGCAGCUUGCAAGCAGAGCUGGAAAAGCUGAGACUGGCUGAACAUGCAGCAGCUUCAGACGAGGAGGCCCAACAUCUCAAGGGGAAAGAGGACAGUUCAAAGGAAGGGACUUCAGUUUGACGAGUCUUCACCCUGGACCUUACACUUAACUUACCAAAAUGCCUUACACAUUCCUAAAAAUAAAAAAUUAUGCUAAAUCAUAGAUAAAAGAUACAAGCCAUUAGUGACCCAAAACCUAGUUUUGAAACUUACAAGAAAACAUACAAAAAAACCCAAAACAACAAAAAAACACAAACAACAAACUAAACACUGCAGUUUGUAAGAAAAUCUUCAUACUGUUUUGUACAACUCUUCAUUUCCUGGGGAGCUGCUGUGGCCACACCCAGCACACACUGGGGCUUCACCUUCCAGCAGAACAGCAGAACCCACCAGUGUGUGAAAAAGGAAGACUGUGUUUGUACAUCAACUAGUGCAAUUUUUUUUUUUUUUUUUUUUGAGUGAAAGGAGUGUGAAAGUAAGACCCACAAUGGAAGGAUGCCCUCUUGGAGGGGUGGCUGUUGGCACUUGUAUUUCUGGGCGUCGAUGCAAUUAAAAUAAUGUAGUGAAGAGA